Messenger RNA from Hordeum vulgare subsp. vulgare (domesticated barley), 2850 nucleotides. RefSeq lists its product as uncharacterized. Bases 199 to 2646 code for a protein of 815 amino acids. The record is from RefSeq and is a predicted model, not a curated record. NCBI's taxonomy places the organism in Eukaryota, Viridiplantae, Streptophyta, Magnoliopsida, Poales, Poaceae. The transcript has a single exon.
GACUGCUAGUAGCAAUAGAUAACACACAUAUUUCCAUGACCUCGUAGCACGCAUGGUUGAAAACCGACGCUCAAGGAAACAAUACUCUGGUACUCCAGCAGUCCGAUUGCCACCCUUGUGUAAGCUUAUCAUUUCCUUUAGUACAAGAAUCUAUGAGCUAGUUUGGUCUUAAUGUUGUUCUAUCAGUGAAUCAAUUGAAUGCUUACAUUGCAGCAUAGCAUCAUUGGACGAAUGGUUGUAUUCUUUUUGCGUGUUUGUCAACAUCUUCAACUUGUACUGAUGUUUGAAUUUGAUAUGUGUGUUAAGCAGAUUAUGGGCGUCGGAAACUGCUCCGACCAAGCAAUCACUGACUUCUCUAAGCACAUAGAUGGGCAGUUGAUGAGAGUGAACGCUCUGCUGGUGGCCAGCACCAUCGUGAUAGGAGUUAUUGUUGGGAUCGGUGCCUAUGGUCAGCGCUACCGUCACCAUCCACUUACCAGCUUCCUCUUCCUUGGUGCCACCACCUUGUUCGUGCCCAUCCUCUCCUAUGUUGUCUCUACCGUCGAUAGUAAUCUAGGUGUUGUCACUAUUUCCUCCGAUGCACACAUAAUACCAGGGUGGUGCAGUACACGUAGCCACAUUUACACUGUGUUCGUAUGGGCUAGUCUUGUUCAGAUUGCUGGCGCCAACACCACUACAAUAGUUGCUGGUGAUGACAACAAAGGACGAAACAUUACCCUUCCUGGCACUGUACUGCUUGUUCAAGCAAUAUGGACCUCGUACAUUGUCGUGUACUACCUAGGAGGGGGAUAUUAUUCAACGAGACAAUGGUCCAUAAAGCAUAUGGAUCUUGCAAAUGGAUUACCGGUUCUUCCAUUGUUUUCUCUUCUCAUUGCCAAGCUACUUCUCAAAUAUUAUGCUUGGUAUGGGGCAAGCAGGUCAUUAGCAUUUGGGCGCAAUCCUCAUUUCAUUGUUGGAUACAUGGAGCAACUAAAAGCCAAGCUAACAAGUGAGCAUUCCCUUCCUCCACUCAUAGUUACGGGAGAGGACACAACAUUGGUACAAAAGGAGCCUCAUGGUUAUAGUAUCAAAUGGUUAUUUAACCAAGCUGAUGGGACAGGGAUAGACAACAACAAUUUAGUGACCACUGAUAAAGUUUGGAGGUUAGAGGAUGAUAUAUUUCCGAGGUAUUCAACCAAGCAGCUAAAAGAUAUAUGCUUUUCGUUUGCAUUGUUCAAGUUGUUAAGAUGUCGAUUUACAAGGCAUACAAUUGCUGAGUUUGGUUUCAUCAAGGCCCAUAACUUAUUGUCACACGUGUUGCUCCAGGAUGUUGAUGAUGAAAGACCACUUGGGAUGAUUGCACAUGAGCUUUCUUUCCUUCAUGAUUAUUAUUAUUCAUCUCUCCCAACCUCAUAUUCAAGCAGUUGGCUACCCAUUUUGAGCAUAUCUAUUUCACUUCUAACCAUGGGUUUGAGCUUAUUAUAUCUAUUGCUCAUAACAGUUGUGAUUUUGCUGUAUGCUUUUAUGGGAUGGCCACAUCAUGGACAGAUGCAGUGUUUUCUGAAUUGCCAUCCUUCGUUCCAGAAUGAACAUGAAGAUUUUUUCUAUAGUUCUUCGAACCAGAUACAAUAUGGAAAUAUUUUCUUCGAUCUUGCCCCAGUGGGUUUGCUUGCGGCACUAGUUGUGCUUUCGGAGGUGCGGGAGAUUGCUUGUUACAUCUGCUCUAACUGGACUAAAGUAUUCCUGAUCUGCUCCUAUGUUAGGCAUGCUUCUUCGUGGCAGAAAUCACAUUGGAAGAAGAAGAUGCUUAGCCUUGUGCUGCGUAGAAAAUGCAAGCUGCUAAAUCAUUGGGUGGACAAAAUGAACCAAUGCUCAGUCUUGGCACUCCACCCAAGCACAACCCCAGUGCCUCUUCUCGGACGCCUCAUCCCACUGCUUCACAGGAAGAAGGUACCAAGAGCAGUGAAGGCUGCUCUCCUCAAGCCACUUAGAAGCCCCAAUUGGAAGAACAGAAGCAAUGGCGUGGCAUCCCUUUGUACAAGGCUACAACUGCAGGCCGACAACAAUCCGCUCUCAACAUCGAAUGGCGUCAAAGGUGUAGCUGAUACCAUGCUUGUGGCCCACAUUGCCACGAGCAUCCUUGAAGUGAGAACAUCGGAGCCACUCCGCCAGGCUGACUCUGCUAAUGAGAUUGCCGCCACACACUUGUCACGCUAUUGUGCCUACUUGGUAGCCUAUGUCCCAGAUCUACUCCCCGACAACAACGAGUGGUGCAAAAGCUUGUACAAGGGCAUCAAGAAAAAAGCCAAGCGCGCACUCGCGGCAUCCGGCAACACCGGGCAGGCGUCAUUGAGUCCUGAAGCGCUGGUCCAGGCGCUGAGUGCCGGGUCUGAAGAGGCACACGACCUGCUCAAGAAUGGUGCGGAGCUCGGGAAGAAGCUGGUGGAGCUGGCGGGAAAUGAAGGAGAAGAGGUGGCAUGGGAGCUCCUCGCAGAAUUCUGGUCUGAGAUGAUACUCUAUGCCGCCCCGUCGGACAAUGUCGCCGCCCAUGCCGAGGCCAUUGCGCGGGGUGGCGAGCUGAUAACACUUCUGUGGGCGUUACUCACCCACCUCGGGUUCAUCAGCCGGCCAGAGGCUGCCAUGCCUAACACCCCUGGUGAUGUUUAAGUCGUAUGAGUCCUAGCUAGUUAUGUGUUUCAAUUCACUACCUUUUGUGUUGUUUCAUGUUGAUUGGUGUGGUGUGGUGUGGUGUGCUACUAAGAAGUUUGUCAUGUGUUUCAUUUCAGUACAUACACUUUCAAUUCCUUGAUUUGAAAAUGACAUACAAUAAUAUAUAUAUAUAUAUAUAUAUAUAUAUAUAUAUAUAUAUAU